AUGUCAACUGCAAUCUCAUCUCCAAAUAUGAUCUUAAAAAUUAAAACUCGACCUUCAACGCCUAUGAAACGUCGUUGUUUAACAUCACUUCAAUGUAAUGUAAGAAAUAAUAUUAAUAUUCAACAAGGAUUACUUGAUCUUAUUGAUCGUCUAAAAAAUUCAACUGAUUCAUCAACACAAUUACUUAUACGUUUAUAUCAUCAUAAAUCUGUUCGUCUUAAUGAUCAACCAGAAAAAUUAUAUUUAUUUCAACAAGAAAUUUAUUCUGGACUUCGUCGAUUACAUCCAUCAAUUAUAGAUUCUUCGUUAUUAAAACAAGAAAAUCAAUUGUAUAUUGUUCCACAACCUAUUAUUACAAGUCGAUCUGCACAAGCUACUAUUCGAAAACUUCAUUGA
Molecule: messenger RNA, 396 nt
Organism: Rotaria sordida
Lineage: Eukaryota; Metazoa; Rotifera; Eurotatoria; Philodinida; Philodinidae
Source: the annotation of a GenBank genome assembly